Molecule: messenger RNA, 627 nt
Organism: Striga hermonthica
Lineage: Eukaryota; Viridiplantae; Streptophyta; Magnoliopsida; Lamiales; Orobanchaceae
Source: the annotation of a GenBank genome assembly
AUGAGUUACUACUACUUGAUAUCACUCCUUACCAUACUCUCUUCCUUUCUCUUCCAAACCUCCUUCUCGACCGAGCCCUACCUCACCUACAUAUGCACCGGCUCGAACUACACAGAAAACAGCCAGUUCGGGAAAGACCUAAACUGUCUCAUGCAAGAUCUCAACAAAGUAAACGGGACGGAUAAUGGGGGGUUCCGAAACGCCUCUUCGGGCCAGGCCUAUGGUCUGGCCCAAUGCCGCGGCGAUGUCAAGCCCGAUGACUGCCACGCGUGCAUCAACACAACCACAUCAGACCUCACAAAAACACAGUGCCCCGGAAGACGCAGAGGGAUCAGCUGCGGAACUGCGGAAAAAUUGUUGCGAGACCUGGCGAAAAAGGCUCCUGUGGCCAGAAAACCGAACAUGUUCGCGGAGUGUACGGCCGAGCUGCCCGAAAAAGAGAGUGGGAACAGGACGCUGUACGGAAUGGCACAAUGCAGCAUGGACCUCUCGCCGAAAAAGUGCACGAGCUGCCUGAACCAGGCCGUGAGCACGCUUUCGGCGUGCUGCACGAGAAAUAUUGGCGGGAGGGUUUAUUACGGGAGUUGUAUCAUGCGAUACGAGAUUUAUCCUUUCCUCGGAAAGUGA